Messenger RNA from Chenopodium quinoa (quinoa), 1288 nucleotides. RefSeq lists its product as uncharacterized. The record is from RefSeq and is a predicted model, not a curated record. The transcript is spliced from 2 exons. Lineage: Eukaryota; Viridiplantae; Streptophyta; Magnoliopsida; Caryophyllales; Amaranthaceae. The coding region runs from base 291 to 668 and encodes 125 amino acids.
UAUUUGAAAAUAAUUUUCACUACAAAAUUCACUCACUCACGGAGUACUUCUCAUUCCACUGUACACACUCUCAAGUCUCAACCUCUUGAGAUCAUCACCAUUAAACCCCCAACUCCCCCAAAAUAUAAAACCCUAAUUUGUCAAACAAUUUAUUAGAUUCAUUUGAAUUCACUGCCCAACUUCCACCAAUUCAAUUCAUAAACCUUUAAAACCCAAUUAUAUCUUUCCUUAAACUUUCUCUCUCCAACCCCUUCAAAAACCCUCAUUUUUAGAUCUGAUCAGCAACAAAAAUGGCAACUUUUACUACUUUGAUUGUUUUCUGUUUAACACUGCUGUUCUUCAAUUCCGACAAAUUCAAGCUUACCCAUGCAAAUGAAUUGUGUACCUCUUCAAAUUCUGGGAAUAUGACAAAUGCAAUUGAAGAACAGGGGAUGAAAUUAUACCCAUUGAUUGAUAAAGAUAGAGUGGAGAAGAUGAUGGUGAUGAAUGAAACAAGAAGAAAACUCGGAAGUUUCCAGAUUUGUGCACCUUGCACUUGUUGUGGAGCUAAAGGUUAUUGCUUGCCUUCACCUUGUUGCUAUGCUAUCAAUUGCAACAUACCAAAUAGGCCCUUUGGAUUUUGUUCUUUCACUCCUAAGGUUUGUAAUUGCUUUGGUUGCCAUAUUUAAAACCCCUAAGGGGUUUUACCCGACUCGAAUCGAAAUUAGUCGGAGUGGAUUAGUUUAUAAAAUUAAAAGAAAAAAAAAAAUUACUCCUUAAUUUUUGUGGGUCUAAAUAUGAAUCCUGUUGGUAAGUGUGAAUGGGAAGAAUAUCUCUGUUCUAGCUAUGUCCUUUUUUUUUUUUUUUUUUUUUUUUUUUUUUUUUUUUUUUCAUUUUACCAAUUAAUGUUUAUUAUGCUCAUUGUUAUACUGGGACAGCUAUUUCCAGGUAUGGUUUUGCUACUUCUUAUGAUUUUUGUCAGUCUGUCUGAUCAAUUUCUUGGGAAUUGGUGAAAAAAAAAAAAUUGACCCUCAUAAGAAAGAUUAAAAAAAAAAUAAAUAAAAAAAAAUAAGUAGCAAAAGUUUGCUUGGAAAAAGCAAUGACCCAAAAUUUAGCCCUAGAUUAGUUUUAUAUUAGUAGUAAUUGAUUAAAGUGCAUAGUGGAGAUUGUGAUUAAUGUAAUUGUGGAUUAUACAAGUUUAUGAUAUUUGUUUAUGUAUUGUUUCUUAUUACUUUGAUGUUAGAAUCUUUGUAGUGGACUAAAAAGAAGAUUGAUUGUAAUUAUAUAUAGUCCCAUUAGUUGACCUUUA